AUGACUCAGUUGGCAGUGGCACUUGAAGGCACUCGCGACGAUGAGCGCGUCGUGGUGAGGCAGGCAGUAGCACCUCAGGCAGCAUCCCCGACCCCAGCUACUUCCGUUUUCCCCCUCCCCUCCUCCUUUCCUCUUUUCUUUCUCUCUAGUCCACUUUCAAAUCGCGAUCAAGCACUACCAUUCCCUACUAUCUUGCUCGCCCUUGCCCCUGGAUACGAACAUCAGCGCAUCGGCUAUCCUCUGUUGAUUUUUCUCGGGACAACUGAAAGUGCAGCACAGAAAGAUGAGCCAAACAUUCAAUGUGACGGGAGGGACAUGGUAUGUCUCGGAGGGGUGCCGGCGGUGGUGAUGACGGUGGACGUCGGGGUGGGCGGGGACGUGGCCGUGGCCGUGGCCAUGGCAAGCCACUUUCUCGACGCCAGGCCAAGAAGGCCGUUCGUUCGGCCCAGUGGAGGCUUCGGCGGGCAGAGGCCGCGGCCGCUGGUAACAGCGGCGAGACCAACACCAACUCCGGUGGGCGGCGGCGGCGACACCAACUUGACUGGCGGCGACGAUAACACUAACCCGGCCGGCGACGGCGGCGACGAUACCAACCUGGUGGGCGGCGAUAUCGCUGGGUCUUAG
This is a messenger RNA of Fusarium coffeatum, 624 nucleotides long. RefSeq lists its product as uncharacterized. NCBI's taxonomy places the organism in Eukaryota, Fungi, Ascomycota, Sordariomycetes, Hypocreales, Nectriaceae. The transcript is spliced from 4 exons. The record is from RefSeq and is a predicted model, not a curated record. Bases 1 to 624 code for a protein of 207 amino acids.